Oncorhynchus mykiss (rainbow trout) is the source of this 5806-nucleotide messenger RNA. It is a transcript of the gene ehmt1b, whose product is annotated as euchromatic histone lysine methyltransferase 1b. Gene Ontology annotation, biological process: negative regulation of transcription by RNA polymerase II; peptidyl-lysine dimethylation. Gene Ontology annotation, molecular function: histone H3K9 methyltransferase activity; p53 binding; zinc ion binding. NCBI's taxonomy places the organism in Eukaryota, Metazoa, Chordata, Actinopteri, Salmoniformes, Salmonidae. The record is from RefSeq and is a predicted model, not a curated record. Gene Ontology annotation, cellular component: nucleus; chromatin.
AUACGACUUUUCUAUAAUCCCAUUUUGCAAGUGGAAAUGCGAACUCUCGCUCAUACUAUACAGUGCACACAUAGGAUGCAAUGCCCAGAACGGAUAUGUAGCCUGCUUGAGUAAAAUGUAAGCGUCACUUAAUACCGAUUAUAUUGAAUUCAAUUAUAGCAGACCGCUAUUGAGCACGCCAAAGAAAUGAAUGUGAUGACGCAAUGAGUUAAGUGGGCGGAGACUGGUCAGGCAAAAGGAACCAUGGCUUCCGUGCAAGCCGAGCCCACAGGUCUGGCCGAAGGCAGAUUGUGUAAAGGGGAGUCCAUGGAGGAGAGGAUGGAAUCACCUGGGGACCGAGAGGAGGAAGGAGACACAUUGAGAAACGAGGAGGUAGCUUCCAGACUGGUAUCCUCCCCCGGAGCAGAGGCGGAGCUAAACGGAACCUAUGAGAUUGCAGAGGUGGGGAACGGACACCAGUGCCCCACCCCCCUGGUCUCCCUGGGCAACAAGUCUCAGGUGGUCACAGAGAAUGGGAUGUUGGAGACCGACCCACCUCACGGUUCCGUCACUGGGAGUAAUGGAUACAUCCUCAGCAAGCAGCAGCAGCAGGAGGGGGGGUCUACAACGGGGACAGGCUUGGUGGCUGCCCCACACAGGACUAGCUGGUUGCCCUCCGGCACCACAAUGGUGGGACACACCACCACAACCUUCCUGUCCUCCGCAGCAGGGCAUGCCCACAGUCCUGGUGCACUAAGAACUGACAACCACCAGGCCGGCUCCCCGUCGGGACAGGGGGACUCAGACACAGAGACUAAAAAUGGCACGUCCCCUAGCGACUCCCCCGCCCCCUCUCCGCUGUCCAUCGCCAUACACCGAGCACGCAAGACCAUGUCCAGGCCAGCGUCCAACCAGACACUAAAGCUUCUAAACAGGGCAUUAACAGAACCAAACGGUGCAGACGAGGAGAGUCUGAAUGGACCAGAGGAGGAGAAGACAUCCACCUCCCAGAACCAGCUACCUCAGAGCCAAAACGACUUGCCGGCUGCAGCCACAGCCAAGUCCCAGACAGCAGCAUCGGCAUCGAGGAAGAAGAAAAGGAAGAUGGGAACGUACAGUCUGGUCCCCAAGAAGAAAACCAAAGUGCUGAGGCAGCUGACAGUGGUGGAGAUGUUUAGUCAACUUCACCAAUCAACUCAAAGCACACAGCCUAAAGAGGUAGCACACGUCAACGGGGAAAGGAUGGAGAAUGAGUCAGAGGAGGAAGAUUUGGAAGAUGGAGAGGAAUGGGAGGAGGAGGAGGAGCAGGGUGGAGAGGAAGGUGUCCCCACGGGCCAGGAGAAGAGUCGAACAUCAUGCCUUGCCCUUCAGGGAGAGGAGCCGGACUCUGAGGAAUCAGCUGAAGAGGAAGAAGAGGAGAACGAGUCUGACUUGAGCUCGGAAUCCAGCGUGAAGAAGAGAUUGAAAAAGAAAGUAAAGGGAGACAGCGCCUGGCUCCGGCCAUCCAGGAAACGGAAAAGGAAGCCUAAGCCCAAGAUUGAGGGACUCCCUGGCACAGGACCCCAGCCCCAGGACCAGGCAGGCCUCAAUAAGGAGUACACAGAGGUUCCCCUCCACUUACUCAACCUCAAAGCCCAGGAGAAGCUGCUCUCCUCACUGCACACAGGAGUUUCUGGGGCUAUGGGAAGUGUGGAGCCAGAUAUGGUGCAGGAGCUGCCCCUCUGCAGCUGUCGCAUGGAGACGCCCAAGAGUCGGGAGAUCCUCACGCUGGCCGACAGGAAGUGCAUGGCCACGGAGAGCGUUGACCGACAGCUGAGCCGGUGUCAGAGUGCGGUUCUAAAGCAUGAGAUGAUGCGUCCCUCAAAUUCUGUGCAGCUGCUGGUGCUGUGUGAGGACCACCGGGCCGGCAUGGUCAAGCACCAGUGCUGCCCCGGCUGUGGCUUCUUCUGCAGAGCCGGUACGUUCAUGGAGUGCCAACCGGACAUCAACAUCUCCCACCGUUUCCACCAGGCCUGUGCCUCAGUACUGAAGGGCCAGACCUUCUGUCCACACUGUGGAGAGGAGGCCAGCAAGGCCAAGGAGGUAACCAUCGCCAAGGCCGACACAACCUCCACCGUGCCUGCCACACGUGCUGCACAUGACCCUGCCACGCCCAGGACCGCGGAGGGCAGGGCAGACACCACAACUGGAGGUCCAUUCUGUCUCUCUGUGGGAGGUGAUCUGGGUGGCCAAGCAGACAGCUCUCUCUCCAUCCCACCCGAGCACACACUGGACACCUCCUCCUUCCCUGGGGGCUCCAGAACCGGAGUUCUGCCUCCUGCUUUGGGCAUGGGGAUCAGCAUAGGAGUGGGCGCCGCCCCUAAAGAGACCUUAGAGAGCAUCCUACUGGCACUGGACACAGAGAAGCCCAAGAAGCUGCGGUUUCACCCCAAGCAGCUGUUUAUCUCUGCUAAACAGGGGGAAAUACAGAAGGUCUUGCUCAUGUUGGUGGAUGGGGUAGACCCUAACUUUAAGAUGGAGAGCCAGAGCAGACGCACCCCCCUCCAUGUAGCAUCUGAGGCAGGCCACCAGGAGAUCUGUCACCUGCUGGUUCAGUCUGGUGCUAACCUGGACAUCUGCGAUGAGGACCAGCGCACGCCCCUGAUGGAGGCCUGUGAGAACAACCACCUGGAGGCGGUCUGCUACCUACUGAGGGCAGGAGCCAUCGCCAGCCACAAGGAUGUGGAGGGGUUCACUUGUCUCCACCUAGCUGCUAAGAUUGGCCAUUAUAACAUCGUGGAGCAUCUCCUCUCCACAGGACUCAUAGACAUCAACUGUCAGGACGAUGGCGGUUGGACGGCUAUGAUUUGGGCAACAGAGUAUAAGCACCUAGAGCAGGUGAAGAUGCUGCUCAAUAAAGGGGCUGACAUCAACAUUAGGGACAAGGAGGAGAACAUCUGUCUCCACUGGGCGGCCUUCUCUGGCAGUGUGGAGAUUGCUGAGCUCCUCCUAGAGUCCAAGUGUGACCUCCAUGCUGUCAACAUCCACGGAGACUCCCCCCUGCACAUCGCUGCACGGGAGAACAGGCUCGAAUGUGUCACGCUCUUUCUGUCUCGCGGGGCUGAUGUCAACCUGAAGAACCGUGAGGGGGAGACGCCGCCAGACUGCUGCAGCCACAGUUCCAGGGUGUGGCUCACCCUGCAGACUAACAGGAGGGUGAAGGAGGCCAGGAGCAGCACCCAGGGGGAGAAGGUCCUUAACAGAGACAUAGCCCGGGGGUAUGAGGGAGUUCCAGUCCCCUGUGUCAACUCAGUGGACAGUGAGCCCUGUCCGGAUAACUACAAAUAUGUCCCAGACAACUGUGUCACCUCCCCCAUGAACAUAGACAAGAACAUCACACACUUACAGUACUGUGUGUGUAAAGACGACUGCUCCUCAAGCAGCUGCAUGUGUGGCCAGCUUAGCCUGCGCUGUUGGUAUGACAAGGAUGGUCGUCUGCUCCCGGAGUUCUGUCGUGAGGAACCGCCCCUCAUCUUCGAGUGUAACCACGCCUGCUCCUGCUGGAGAACCUGCAAGAACCGCGUGGUGCAGAACGGACUGAGGGUCCGGCUCCAGCUGUUCCGGACCAGUCGUAUGGGCUGGGGGGUGCGGACACUGCAGGAAAUUCCCCAGGGAACCUUUGUGUGCGAGUAUGUGGGGGAGAUCAUCUCUGACGCAGAGGCAGAUGUCAGGGAAAACGACUCCUACCUGUUCAACCUAGACAGCAAGGAGGGUGACGUGUACUGUAUCGACGCCCGUUUCUAUGGCAACAUCAGCCGGUUCAUUAACCACAUGUGCGAGCCGAACCUGUUCCCCUGCCGGGUUUUCACGGCACACCAGGACUUGCGCUUCCCCCAUAUCGCGUUCUUCGCCUGCGAGACCAUCAAGGCUGGGGAAGAGCUAGGGUUUGACUACGGCGACCAUUUCUGGGACAUCAAGGGGAAGCACUUUAGCUGUGAGUGCGGCUCUCCCAAGUGCAAGUACUCAGCGGCGGUCAUUGCCCUGCGCCAGGCAGACAGCUCGCCCCAGGAAGAGCAGCACAGCACCCUCCCUGAUACCAGCUCCUACACCCCCUCCUGAGCCCACUCUCCCAGCCCCACAAAUAGGACUUCCAGGCCAGCAGAGACGCGUCUCCAAUCCCCCCCAGGCCAUGAGCCGUACAUCCCCAGACUUCCCACCUCCACCCCCAGGUGGAACCAUCACCACAAUGAACCUUCAGGCCCAUCACUGAGAUCAACAAUCAACCCCACAGAAACCCAUCUGCUUAAUGUCUCAUCCAGCUCUUACAUCACAUCCUUACCAGCACAAACUCUGAACUUCCACUGAAACUGCCCCUCAGUGCAGGACACAUUGGACAGGAAACAAUUCUGUAUGUUUGAUGUGUGUCUGAAGUGCUACAAAUAAAAAUGUUGGAGAAAAAUGGCCUUGCUAUGAGCCUGGCUCUUGUUUUGUUGGUUCCAAUUGGAAUUCUCAAACCUGCUUUGUGCUCCAUCCUGGGCAGUUGCCAUCUGGGUAAUGGUGUUUCCUAACCAGUGGUUUGAAUCAAGUUUGUACUAAGCAACAAUGUAUUCAUGAGAAACAUUUUCAGUGCGAAAGAAAUGUGUAGCAUGAGCGCCCAUACCCCUCAAAUCAUACCAUAGAAAUGAGCAAUGUUCAUGCACAAUUUAUAACAGUUGACGUAUUUACCUCAUAUGCUAUAUUUUGAUUGCGAACGGGACCGAGGACUUAAGUCACAAGCGUAGGUUUUUACUGGACUUCUUCUCUUGAGCAUUUCUACAGGAAAAUAAUGGUCAGUGCUAGAUAUCAAUAUCAACAAUAAAUACUUUUUAAUUAUCACCUUUAUAUUUAAAUAAUAGUUUUAAAUCGAAUUUUCUAUACAGAAUAACAUCAAGCGAGGUGUAUUGUAUGCAGAACAUCAGAUAUCAGGUUAAGGAAAGAGGAACUAUCGAUUUAAAAGUCAAUGAGGACACUGGCCAAUCAUCUCACUGUUCUGUUCAGAGGGGGCAGAGUGAAGUUGACAAUUGUCCAGGAAAGACUCUUGCAAUCUGUUUUGACCACACAAGGAGUGGCAGAUUAUUUUCUCAGUUAUUUGGCAUGAAUUCUUUUACAAUACAAUGGCCCCUUUCUAUUAACUAUUUGUCUGCUGGAAAGGGUGUAUAUGAAGGAUGGUGUGACAUUCAAUGGCCCAACUAAGGGUGUCAUGAUUGAGGAUUCUGGUGCACAAGUGUUUAGGUGGGAGUUGUCUAAACUGUACAGUUUGCCAUACUGUACCUGCUAAAAUUAAAGCAGAUGGAUUUUUUUUGUUAAAUCUGCAAGAUUUUUAAGCAUGUUUGAGGCUGACUCACUCUUUUGAACAUUGAGUCAAAAAUAUUAAUUUGCCACUUCUGGCGCCAUUAAAUGGGAUUUGAAUGUUAAUGGGGUGAGACUCAAGCAAAUGGUGCUGACGAGGUUUUUCCUUUUAUUCAUUUUGAAUUACUCACCAAGUGAAUACGAGUUGUAAAAUAAGAUAAAGAAGCAAGGUUUUCUUUCUUUCUUUUUUACAUUUAAAUGUACCUCCAGUUUUCUAACUGUAGUUACUGUAGUUAUCCUGUUAAUGUUGUUCCAUGAUUUCAUGUUGAUGGAAACCUACACAUUAUUCCCAUGUCUUUAAAUGUGGUUAGUAUGGUUAGUGAAUAUUGUGCACAUUUUCAAAUGUAUGAAAAUAAAAAGGUUAUAAAACAUGAAAAAUGAUUUGCUUUCUGUUACAUUUCUGGACUGAAACAUCUGUCUAAUUGGUUGUAUAUUUUUUCCAAUAAAUGUACUACUAAUG